UUGUAUAGCUAAUCAGUUUUGUAGUUCUCAUAAGAGAAAUAUUAUAACGUUUGUGUGAUCAAUAUGAACUAAAUGCUUAUUGUGAUAUAUAUGGUACACAAAAGAGAAUGUGCCAUACAUACCGGUAACACUGAACGGUUGUUGGUUGUGAACAGGCAAAUACUCAAGGAAACAAUUUUUUCUUUCGAUGUACAGUAUAAGGAUGCAGUGUUUAGUUUCAGAAAUUAAAUGCAGAUACAUAUAUGUAGACAUGGAUAUUUAAAACUGCUUACUGAAGGAUUCCUUUUUUUUAAACUAAAUCGUCAAACCGUUUGGGCUGUCAUGUAGUUUAAUAAACUGCAGUGAAAAAACACACACCAUAUAAAGCGUUGUUUACACUCAAACCUUCAUGGAACAUUGCUGGGUGUUAUUAUAAUCUUUGUCUUUAUUUGAAGGUUUAAUAACUGAAUUGGAAAAAAGUAUUUAAAAUGGGUACGAGAAUUGUGAAUAUAAAAUGAAUUUUGUAUUGCGUGAGAAAUCAGUUUGGUGUUCAGUGAGCCAAAGCGUCCCAAUAACAGACGACAUAAUUAUUUAUCAUGACGUCACAGAGUUCGAGUGUUAUUCAAACUUCUGCAACUGUUACUUGGACUUUGCCAUGUUAUCAAUGAAUGUUGAAUCGUCCAUUUUCCUUUAAGAACUGAUAUGUAUUUGUCAUUUGGUUUUAUUGUAAUAUCCAUGUCUCUUAAACCGGAAAGUUAUGUUCCAUCUUCGAGAUGGUGAAUUUAUGGAGGUAUGGAACUCAGUCCAGUACCCCGCUCAGUGCGGACUCUUCCAGCAGUUUGCAUUCUGAACUGCCCAUGUACAUAGGAAUCAGUCUGGGCGGUGGGGUGCUGUUAUGCCUGAUUAUUUUAGUGACUGUCAUCUGCUAUAAACGAAGAGCGUUCACCUAUACGGGCAACAGACGCGCUAGCGGCCGACAGCUGUUUAUUCGGGGUUUCAGUUUCGCGUCCAAUCGUGGAGUCAUUGACAGUACGGCAGAGUUCGAGUUUGACACAUCCAGGUACAGCCCAGAAGGGAGUCCUUGCGUGAACGCACAAAACGCAGCUGACGUCUCCAAAUCUAACCGCGCUCCGAAGAAACCGAACAGGCGCAAAACGCGAACGUCUUCAUCCAACGCCAAGUACGAGAACGUAACGCUGGAUCCGGUCACGGGCAAAAUGUUGCACAAAAGCGACACUAUGAAUUCGGACAUUCCAUACAUGGAUUCAACAAUGGAGAGUCGCCUGUCACACGAUGAUACUCUGGAUGACGUGUUUAUAUAGCCCGUUUUAGGCAAAGUGACUGUCUGUCGGAUAUCAAUAUGAAGUGACUGUAUGUCGGAUAUCAAUACAUGGAUUCCAUUUUGAAGAGCCGACUUACGCUAUAUUGUCUUGUUCUGAGAAAACUGGGCUUAAUGCAUAUGCGUAAAGUGCCGUCCCAGAUUAGCCUGUGCAGUCCACACAGGCUAAUCAGGGACGACACUUUCCGCUUUUAUGGUAUUUUUAGUUUGAAGGAAAUCCCUUCUUACCGAAAAUCAAGUUUAAGCGGAAAGUGUCGUCUCUGAUUAGCCUGUGCGGACUACACAGGCUAAUCUGGGACGACACUUUACGCACAUGCAUUAUAACCAGCUUUCACAGAACAAGACACGUAUUAUAACUAGAUAGCAACGUGUUUUAUUGCCCGUUUCGGAUAAACAUCGACAUUUUACAUGUGCUUCUGACUUUCUAUACAUUGAUUCAACUUUGAAGAGCCGUUUGUCACACAAUGAUAUACUAGAUUGCAACUAGUUUGUAUAGCCGGUUUAAGGAUAAGAAGGAUAUUGUAAAUGACAACGUGAUUGUACAUUUAAAAACGUUUGCAAAAUAAUUAUACACAACUACGUGAUUGUGUGCAGUUUACUGUACGUAGACCUUUGAUACGAUGGACUUUUUCGUCAUUUGCGGCUCAGGUAGAAGUGUGUGGUUCGCAUCGACUGGAUACGUGUGCUCUUACAUUGUUUUCGAAGUUCACAAAACCGUUCUUAAAAUAUUUAUUUCGCUAUUAUUAUAUUGGUAACUUUGUUUGAUUACAUUAAUAUUAAGGCUUGUCUUGGACAUAAAUAUUUAGGCUUGUCUUUGACGAGUACUGAAUACUAGUUUUAAUUACCACUGCCAUACAUUCGACCCUUUCAUUACACUAUAUUAGGUAAUUAUUAA
Messenger RNA from Dreissena polymorpha, 2213 nucleotides. RefSeq lists its product as uncharacterized. The transcript has 6 exons. The record is from RefSeq and is a predicted model, not a curated record. Bases 753 to 1301 code for a protein of 182 amino acids. NCBI's taxonomy places the organism in Eukaryota, Metazoa, Mollusca, Bivalvia, Myida, Dreissenidae.